AUGCAGCAUUCCUCUCCAUCACCAAGCUCCAGCCCAACCCGGCCAUCAAACUACGGCAGCGCCAGUCCCGAGACAGCAGCCUCAAGCUUCGACUGCUCAAACAGCAGCCACUGCGGUCCCUGCAAGCGCUAUUUCCGUGACGAUGCAGCGCUGGACCAGCACAUUCUCGCAAAGCAUCACGACACGUACUGCUGGCGAUGCGACAGGCAUUUUACGCAUGUGAGCGGCCUGGAGCAGCAUGUUGCCAAUUCGUCCAAGCAUCAUGUCUGUACUCAUUGUGAUGGGGAGCCGGAUUAUGAUACCGAGGAAGAUCUGAAUGAGCAUCUUGAGGAGUUUCAUAAUGCUUGUUUGGAGUGUAAUGAGAUUUUUUAUGAUGAGGAGGAUUUGAUUGCGCAUGAUGUUGAAAUGCAUAAUCGAUGUGCCACAUGCCAAAGAUUCUUUGAUUCGCCAGCCAAUCUCUUGAAUCACGAAAAGGUCCACCUGGAGAAAAACAUCAAAUGUCUCGCCUGUCCUCGCAUGUUCAUUUCAAAUUCAGCAAUGAUGCUUCACAUGGAGCACGGCACAUGCGAAUCAGGGGCCAACCUCCGUGUUAUCAAAAACCUGGUGGCGGACUGGUACGAGGACUACGGAUCUGUCGGACACCAUCACGAGGAUGAUUUUCGCUGCGAGAACUGCGGGUCUCAUUUCUUGAGACUAAGUGCUUUGCUUCAGCAUGCUGAGAGUGAGAAUUGCGAUGCUGCUGUUUGGGAUUUUUAUCGAAUUUUCGUGCAUAUUGAGUAUAACCAGGAUGCUUUUCAGUUGUUUGAUUAUUAG
Fusarium coffeatum is the source of this 813-nucleotide messenger RNA. RefSeq lists its product as uncharacterized. Gene Ontology annotation, molecular function: DNA-binding transcription factor activity, RNA polymerase II-specific; sequence-specific DNA binding. Gene Ontology annotation, biological process: regulation of transcription by RNA polymerase II. The transcript is spliced from 2 exons. NCBI's taxonomy places the organism in Eukaryota, Fungi, Ascomycota, Sordariomycetes, Hypocreales, Nectriaceae. The record is from RefSeq and is a predicted model, not a curated record. The coding region runs from base 1 to 813 and encodes 270 amino acids. Gene Ontology annotation, cellular component: nucleus.